CCCAAAAGUCGUCGUCAUGUCUGACCAAGAGGCUCCGAGUCAGCAGCGCGGGCAGCCCAAGCCACCGGCCGGAGAUCCGCAGGCGUCCCCCGGGCAGCCGCCUGCGACGUGCCGCUCCCUGGUGCUCACGGGCUACGGGGGCUACGACAAAGUCAAGCUGCAGGUGAGUGCGUUCGUCGAGCCGCGGCUGCAGCCUCAGGAGGUCCUGGUUCGGGUCAAGGCGUGCGGGCUCAACUUCGCCGAGCUGAUGGGCAGACAGGGUCUGUACGAGCCUCUGCCCGCGCCCCCUGUCACCCUGGGGAUGGAGGGGGCCGGCGUCAUCGAAGCGGUCGGAGAAGGGGUGAUGGACCGGAAGGUGGGCGAGCGGGUGAUCGUGAUGAGCCGCAGCGGCGUGUGGCAGGAGACGGUGGCGGUGCCCGCCGCUCGCGCCUUCCCCAUGCCCGAGUCCAUGAGCUUCGAGGAGGGCGCCGCGCUGCCCAUCAACUACCUGACGGCGUACUUGAUGCUCUUCCACAUGGCCAACCUCACGCCGGGCAAGAGCGUGCUGGUCCACAUGGCGGCGGGCGGCGUGGGCAUCGCCGCCACCCAGCUGUGCCAGACGGUGCCCGACGUGACCGUCUUCGGCACGGCGUCCGCCUCCAAGCAUGACAUCAUCACCCAGGCGGGCGUGACCCACCCCAUCGACUACCGGACCAAAGACUACGUGGAGGAAAUUCGCAAAAUCAGCCCCAAAGGAGUGGACAUUGUUCUGGACCCACUCGGUGGUGCCGACACGCAGAAGGGCUUCGACUUGUUGAAACCUUUGGGCUCGCUCAUCGUUUUUGGUGCGGCCAACUGCGUGACGGGCCAGAAGAGGAGCCUGCUGGCGCUGGUGAAGACCUGGUACAACCAGCUGUCCAUCAGCACGCUCAAGCUGAUGCAGACCAACAAGGCGGUCUGCGGCUUCCACCUGGGCUACUUGGACGAGCAGCACGUCGACGCCGGCAUGGCCUCGCUGCUGCGGCUCUACGCCGAGGGCAAGAUCAGGCCUCGCGUCGACUCUCGCUUCCACUUCGAGGAGGUGACAGACGCGAUGCGGCGCAUGCACGAGCGUCAAAACAUCGGGAAGGUCAUCCUCCUCCCCGAGCCCAAAAAGCAGGAUUUGGAGCUGAUGGCGUCGGGGCAAAAGCUUGCAAAGAAAUGACAUCAUCGAAGGAUUAAGUAAUCAUCGGAUUUUCCCCUUCUCCACUUCCUCUGCCGACUUUAUAGUUACGCCGUGUGUGUGCGUACAUGUGGACGAGAGCACAACUCGGCCCAUCUGGAUGUGAUCAAAAGGGGGGAAGUCGCUGCAUUUUUUUAAAAUCAUACAAGUAGUUUGUCACUUUGGGAAAUGGACCUUGUUGCCGAUUUAAAAAAAAAAAAAAAAAAAAAAAAAACAACAACAACAAUAAAUGCAGCUAAGAGAAACUCUUAAGAAGUGAGGGAAAAAAAAAAAGGCUGCUUGGAAUCAGCUGGUAAAGCGUCGGCCUCAUAGUUCUGAGGAUCCGGGUUCGAUCCCGGCCCCGCCUGUGUGAAGUUUGCAUGUUUUCCCUCGUGCCUGCGUGUGUUUUCUCCGGGUGGGCACUCCGGUUUGCUCCCACAUCCCAAAACUAUUCAACAUUAAUCGGACACUCUAAAUUGCCCCAAGGUGUGAUUGUGAGUGUGGCUGUUUGUCUCCAUGUGCCCUGCGAUUGGCUGGCGACCAGUUCAGGGUGUACCCCGCCUCCUGCACCAUUGACAGCUGGGAUAUUAGCAACAUUUUAGAGACAAAAAUAUUAGAAUUCAACUUUUGAUUGUAUUUAUGUGCAGAUUCAGUUUGGGAAAUAUUCCUGAAUGGAUGUGAUUGCUUCCUCACACAGCAGGGGGCGACCAUUUCCGUCAAAUAACAACAUCGCUCACCGUUCGAAACGUCGGAAAGUCGUCAGGUUUUCUUUACCUGUUAUAGCGGAAAUGAUUUAACUUUGAAAGGGUGUGCCGGAAACGGCCAGCCUCCCCGCAUGUUUGCCUUGACACUGAACGGGAAUACCCUCGUCGUUGUCGUCGUCAUAGACGUACUUUCGUAUCGGCUUCGAUGCGUGAAGAGUGCUUACGGCGACGUCGCCGCCAUAUUGGAUGUGGCUAUGUGACAAAGAUGCAAAAAAAAAAAAGGACACCUCGUUCACGUGCUGAUUCGAGGCCGUAGCAACCAUUUUACUCUCAACGUCUGAUCUGAUUGGAUUAUCUUUCACAGGUAAAAACUGAGUUAUGACUUUUGUUCUAUUUGACGACUUUUAACAGCUACACAUGAGAUAUCGUCUGCAAUAUUCUCUCAAAAUAUUCCUGUUUGGGGUUGAAUUGAUAUAAAAAAUGAAUUAUAUUAGCACUCUUUAAUAUACAAAUUGUUUUGGUGAGCUUAAUUUUCUUAAGUCUACAGCUGCAUUUCAGGAUCGUAUUAUUAUAGACACCUUAAAUAUCCAAUACAAAUAUUAUAUAAUGUAUAAGUGCAAUCACUCGUGAAAUUAUUCAAAAACAUAAGGCAUACUGUAGUGCCCGAAGCGUGUUGAGUGACGGUUGUGACAUCAGCAAGAGGUGAAAGUGCAAUUAUGCAUUUUAAGCUUCUGUUCCCGCUGGUGAGAAUAAAAGCUGCAGAGCUUGACCUCACCCGAAUGCACAUUCAUGCAAGCGGGCCACACGCACACCCCCAGACUUGAGCCAAUAUUUCAUCUUAAAG
Syngnathoides biaculeatus (alligator pipefish) is the source of this 2728-nucleotide messenger RNA. RefSeq names its product synaptic vesicle membrane protein VAT-1 homolog. The record is from RefSeq and is a predicted model, not a curated record. The transcript has 7 exons. Gene Ontology annotation, molecular function: oxidoreductase activity. Bases 17 to 1183 code for a protein of 388 amino acids. Lineage: Eukaryota; Metazoa; Chordata; Actinopteri; Syngnathiformes; Syngnathidae.